This is a messenger RNA of Periconia digitata, 1263 nucleotides long. NCBI's taxonomy places the organism in Eukaryota, Fungi, Ascomycota, Dothideomycetes, Pleosporales, Periconiaceae. The record is from the annotation of a GenBank genome assembly.
AUGACAACUGUAAAGCACAGCCAUCACGGAGUUCCCAAGGAGGUCGAGGGAGAAGAUCGUCUCGAAAAUAGACCCGCCCCCGGCGUUUCUUACUUCACUCCUCUACAGGACCCCCCAGCCGGAACCGCACUUGGCAUGAAAGAUGGCAGCGACAACAUUCCGAAGCUCUUCGAGCCACUUAAGAUCCGAGGCCUUACUCUUCAAAACCGCAUUGGCGUACCACCCCUGUGCCAGUACUCAGCGGAAAACGGCCACUUGACCGACUGGCAUCUCACCCACCUCGGCGGCAUCCUACAGCGCGGCCCCGGCCUUACUUUCGUUGAAGCUACAGCAGUUGUGCCCGAAGGUCGCAUUACCCCACAAGAUGCAGGUAUCUGGCAGGACUCCCAGAUCGAGCCUCUCCGCCGCAUCGUUGAAUUUGCACACUCCCAAAACCAGAAGAUCGCUAUCCAGCUCGCUCAUGCAGGCCGCAAAGCCAGCACUGUUGCACCGUGGCUCUCCCAAGGUGACGUCGCAGGCAAGGAUCUCAACGGCUGGCCAGACAACGUGAAAGCGCCCAGCGCGAUCGCAUACAACGACCGCCACGCGCAACCCAAGGAAAUGACCAAGCAAGACAUCGAGACCUACAAGCAAGCUUUCAAAGACGCAGUCGCCCGCUGCCUUAAAGCCGGCUUCGAUGCUAUCCAAAUCCACAACGCCCACGGCUACCUCCUGCAUUCCUUCCUCUCCCCCGCAUCCAACAAGCGCACUGAUGACUAUGGCGGUUCCUUCGAAAACCGCAUCCGACUCACCCUUGAAAUCGUGGAUAUUGCGCGCAGCUCUGUACCUGACGACUUCCCGAUCAUGCUGCGCAUCAGCGCCACCGACUGGCUCGAGGAGACCGACGAGCAAGGCUGGACCCUCGAAGAAACCAUUAAGCUCGCCGAGAUUCUAGCUGAUCGUGGCGUGGAUCUCAUUGAUGUCUCCUCCGGUGGUCUCCACGAGAAGCAGAAGAUCAAGGGCGGCCCCGGAUACCAAGAGCCUUUCGCCAAAGCCGUGAAAGAGAAAGUCGGCGAUAAGAUGCUGGUUAGCGCCGUUGGUAACAUCACCGAGGGUAAGCAGGCGAACGGCUAUGUCGAGAACGACAACAUCGACUUCAUCUUUGUCGGGCGCAUGUUCCAGAAGAACCCCGGGUUGGUAUGGACGUUUGCGGAUGAGUUGGGUGUGGAAGGGCGGUGGGCAAACCAAAUCCGAUGGGGAUUUGGUGGAAGGGGGAAGAAGUGA